This is a messenger RNA of Corythoichthys intestinalis (scribbled pipefish), 723 nucleotides long. RefSeq names its product anterior gradient 2 (gene agr2). NCBI's taxonomy places the organism in Eukaryota, Metazoa, Chordata, Actinopteri, Syngnathiformes, Syngnathidae. The coding region runs from base 108 to 608 and encodes 166 amino acids. Gene Ontology annotation, cellular component: endoplasmic reticulum. The record is from RefSeq and is a predicted model, not a curated record. The transcript has 8 exons.
GGGAGAGGGCGGGACUGUGAGCAGACGUGCUUAAAUAUGCAGCAGGUGAGGCUGGAACACCACUGCCAUUCCUCACCUCACCAUCCAAGAACAGUAAGCCCGCAAAGAUGAUUAAAACGUCACUGUCACUACUUUUGGUGCUCGUGGCCGCGUCUUUUACAUUUGGCAAAUACACCCCAAAGACGGGCAAGAGGAAUCCUCAGACUCUGUCCAGAGGAUGGGGUGAUCAGCUGAUCUGGGCUCAGACAUAUGAGGAAGCACUUUACUGGGCGAGGUCAAGGAACAAGCCUUUGAUGGUCCUCUUUCACCUGGAGGACUGUCCUCACUCCCAAGCGCUGAAGAAAGUGUUCGCAGAGGACAAUGAGCUUCAAAAAAUCCUUGAUGAGGACUUUGUUGUACUCAACUUGAUGUAUGAAACCACAGACAAACAUCUCUCCCCAGAUGGACAGUAUGUUCCCAGAAUCAUUUUUGUUGACCCCUCAAUGACGGUGAGAGCUGACAUCACCGGUCGCUAUGCUAACCGCUUGUAUGCCUACGAGCCAACUGACCUCAAACUCUUGAUCAGCAACAUGCAGAAGGCCAAGAAACUCCUCAAGUCGGAGCUUUGAAUGUGGGGAUGUUGCCCCUAACAUGCUGUCGGUGCCUGUGAAAGAUGACACUAAAUUCCUAUUCUUUAUUACUGUAAUAAAUAUGAACGCUUAAGUGUUUCUUUAUUGUUUAACU